CAAUGGAUAGUGCCACGAUCCACGAUGAAAUUGAAGACUGUAGUGAGAAACUGACCGUCGACGGUUGGUUGAAGCGUGUGGAACGUCGACGACAGCUUGCGUACACAGCCGACUACGAUCUCUGCAGCGAUCAACAGAUGAACGAUGAGGUGCUUGCCAAGCGUGGCUCCUGGACGGGGCGCUACGAUUUCCUGCUGUCGUUGCUGGGGUACUCCGUAGGUUUGGGAAAUGUUUGGCGCUUUCCCUACCUUUGCUACAGCAAUGGAGGAGGAGCUUUCCUGAUACCGUUCACCGUGAUGCUGGUCAUAGCCGGUCUGCCACUAAUGUUCAUGGAGCUUUCCCUUGCGCAGUACGUCGGUUUAGGGCCUGCCAUACUCUUCAAACGGUUAGCUCCACUGUCGGAGGGCAUCGGAUACGGUAUGAUACUGGUAUCGGGAAUGGUUAUGCUUUAUUACAACGUUAUUAUUGCCUGGACCGUGUUCUACAUGGUGGUGUCCUUCGAAGCUCCACUACCAUGGAGAGGCUGUCAGCACGAGUGGGCUACGGCGAACUGUUUUUCGUACGAGGAGGAGGACAAUUGUCUGGCCGCCAAUCGAUCGUACUACAUGGCCUCUUGCCUGUCGAACGAACGAUUUCGUUCUCUCAACGCAACAGUCCGCAUGCCACGGAAACCACCUGCAGAAGAAUUUUUCAAAAAUUAUUUUCUCCAAAUUUCAUCUGGUAUCGAGGAAACUGGUAUGAUAAACCAACGGCUAGCCAUCUGUCUGCUGGCCGCUUGGGUGAUUGUGUUCCUCUGUCUGUCCCGCGGUGUGAAAAGCUCCGGCAAGGUAGUUUACUUUACCGCCCUCUUCCCGUACGUAGUUCUGGCAGCACUCUUCGUCCGUGGCCUUACACUGCCCGGUGCGUACGAUGGAAUUCUAUAUUACGUUCGUCCGGACUGGGACAAGCUGCAAACCGCCCAGCUAUGGGGAGAUGCCGCCGUACAAAUCUUCUUCGCCCUCAGUCCGGCCUGGGGUGGACUGCUGACGCUUGCUUCGUACAAUCGGUUCGACAACAAUUGCUACCGGGAUGCGAUCGUGGUGGCCAUUUCCAAUAUCCUGACAUCGUUCUUUGCCGGCUUCGUCAUAUUCGCCAUCAUCGGUUUUCUGGCACACGAACUGGAUACCGGGGUGGACAGUGUUAUCGAUCAGGGCGCUGGACUGGCGUUUGUCGUGUUUCCAGAGCUCGUGGGAAAACUGCAGAUGCCUCGACUCUGGUCGGUGCUGUUCUUUUUCAUGCUACUAACGCUCGGGCUAGACUCACAGUUUACGCUGAUGGAAACGGUCGUGACGGCGGUGCUGGACACGUUUCCUGCCCUGCGUCGAAGGAAGGUUGCGGUCGUCGCCGGUGUCAGCAUCGUUGGAUACCUCGGUGGAUUAAUCUUUGUGACAAACGGCGGGAUGUACUGGUUCCAGCUGUUUGAUAAGUAUGCUGCUAACUGGUCCGUACUGCUAAUAGCCAUCGCUGAGUGUGUUCUAGUCGGAUGGGUUUACGGUGCGGAAAGGUUCAUCUGCAAUAUAGAAGAAAUGAUGGGAAAGCGGUCGAAAUGGUUCCACCGGUUUUGGGUCACAGUUUGGAAGUACAUCACACCCGCAAUGUUGUUGUUUAUACUUUGCUUCAACUGGCUGCAAUACAAACCUGUGUCGUACGGUCGAUAUAUCUAUCCAAACUGGGCCGACUUGAUCGGUUGGAUAAUAGCCCUAGCUCCCUUUGCAAUUGUGUUGUUGGUGGCAGUUAGGAAAAUGUGUACCAACACUGGAUCAAUCACUUGGCAGUCUUUCCGAAAGAUGCUGCAGCCCACAGUCGAUUGGAAACCUUCGCAGCCUCGGAUGGCUUCGGAGAUGGCGUAUGCUAACAGUAGCGGAAUUGAACUGUAAUGC
This is a messenger RNA of Anopheles maculipalpis, 1919 nucleotides long. Its product is annotated as sodium- and chloride-dependent glycine transporter 2-like. Gene Ontology annotation, biological process: sodium ion transmembrane transport. The record is from RefSeq and is a predicted model, not a curated record. NCBI's taxonomy places the organism in Eukaryota, Metazoa, Arthropoda, Insecta, Diptera, Culicidae. Gene Ontology annotation, cellular component: membrane. The transcript has 7 exons. The coding region runs from base 3 to 1916 and encodes 637 amino acids.